AUGGAUUCUACCGUCAACCAACGCGCGGAUGGCUUGUACCUCUGCAGGAUGCAUGACGAUCUCUGUUUGUGGGAUUCCAAUGUUAGCAAAGUCGCAGCUGGAUGGGCAACUAUGAACGAGUACGCGGCCCUGGCAGUGCACAAGUUCAACAAAAAGAAGACAGGGCCGUACGAAGAAGAUGCAAACGACAAUGACGACGAGGACGAGGACGAGGACGGGAAUGUUAUGGCAGAGGAUAAAUUCAGCCAACGCGUGGCCAACGAUCCCAAAGUGUACGCGAAGCUCAAAGAGCAAUGGGAAAGUGACCCCUUCGCACACGAGAAUAGAUACAACCAACCUGAACCUGAACCUGAAGAAUUCAUGACCUUCAAGGAAUAUACAUGGCUCCGCGAGUCCUAG
Psilocybe cubensis is the source of this 399-nucleotide messenger RNA. RefSeq lists its product as uncharacterized. The transcript is spliced from 3 exons. The record is from RefSeq and is a predicted model, not a curated record. Lineage: Eukaryota; Fungi; Basidiomycota; Agaricomycetes; Agaricales; Agrocybaceae. Bases 1 to 399 code for a protein of 132 amino acids.